Linum tenue is the source of this 1635-nucleotide messenger RNA. The record is from the annotation of a GenBank genome assembly. NCBI's taxonomy places the organism in Eukaryota, Viridiplantae, Streptophyta, Magnoliopsida, Malpighiales, Linaceae.
AUGAAAGUCCCUGUUCCUGCUUCCUCCAUCAAUUCCGAACCCAACCCACCUCGCAACCACCAUCACAACAGCAACAACAAUCUCCCCAGCCUCGCUCCUGGUCUGUGCUACGAGCCCACCUCUGUUCUUGAACUGGGUCGGACCACCAGCCCCGCUGUUGGCAAGCUCGUCUCUGCCCCUGACCCGCUCGAGUGGGAUGAUCACGUUCUGGAGAAUUUCAAUUGGGAUUCCAUUAUGAGGGAAUUGGAUUUCCACGAAGAUCAUGGUAGUAAUAACAACAAUUCCGGCCACACCAAUAAGACCACACUUUCCAGUCUUGCCCAUUUGGGAUCCGCAGCAGCAGGGGAUCAUCAUCAGAUUUUCGGGUCGGCUCUCCCGGGUAUCGACCCGACCCUGUUCGUCCAUCACUCCGAAUACGGCGACGUUUUCCUCAACAACCACGAUUUCAGCUCCCUCGACCUCCCCCACAGUUUCCACAACAACCUGAAUUCCCCCAAUUCAGCCGCCGUCGGCGGAUUCGAUUCCGUCCAGGACUUAAUUCGGGCGGCGGACUGCUUCGAUUCAAACCAAUUCCACCUGGCGCACGCGAUACUGGAGCGGCUCAAUCAGAAGCUGCCAGGAGGAGGGAAGCCGCUUCAUCGGGCGGCGUUCUUCUUCAAGGAAGCCCUGCAGUCUCUGCUCACCGUCUCCACCCGCCCUCCGGCCUACCUUUCCUCGUGGUCCGAAAUCGUGGAAACGAUUAGGGCGUACAGGGCCUUUUCCGGGAUAUCUCCGAUCCCAAUGUUUGCCCACUUCACGGCCAAUCAAGCGCUGCUCGAUGCGCUCGACGGGCCGUCGUCGCCGUUCAUCCACGUCGUGGACUUCGACAUCGGGCUCGGCUGCCAGUACUCCUCGUUCAUGCGGGAGCUGGCGGAGCGGGGCUCCGUCUGCAAAUUCGGGGCCCCGAUCCUCCGCGUGACGGCGGUGGUGACGGAGGAGUACGCGAUCGAGACGAAGCUGAUAAGAGAAAGCCUGACGCAGUUCGCCCACGAGCUGAAGCUGAGGUUCCAGAUCGAGUUCGUGCUCCUCCGGACCUUCGAAGCGCUGUCGUUUAAGUCGAUCAGGUUCGUGGACGGAGAGAAGACGGCCGUCCUCCUCUCCCCUGCGAUUUUCCGCCGUUUGAGCCUGACGGGCGGCCCGACGGCGUUUGUUUCAGAUCUUCGGCGGGUGGGGCCAAGCGUCGUCGUUUUCGUUGACUGGGAAGGGUGGGGGGAUUCCUCAGGGACGGCGUCGUUUAGGAGGAAUUUCGUGAAUAGCUUGGAGUUCUAUUCGAUUAUGUUCGAGUCGUUGGAAGGCGGCGGGGCGGCGGCGAUCGGAGGCGGGGAUUGGGCGAGGAAGAUCGAGAUGCUUCUGAUGAGACCGAGGAUUUUGGCGGCGGUGGAAGGAUGCGGACGUGGGGCGGCGCCGCCGUGGAAGGAGGUCUUCGCCGGGGCGGGUAUGUGGCCGAUUGGGUGGAGCCAGUUCGCGGAUUUUCAGGCGGAGACGCUGUUGGGGAAAGUUCAAGCGAGGGGAUUCUACGUGGCCAAACGGCAGGCUGAGCUGGUGCUCUGCUGGCACGAGCGGCCACUCAUCGCCACGUCAGCAUGGAGGUGUUAG